AAGGUUGCCAACCCCGGCGGUGAGCUGCAGAUCAUGUUGUCCCCGAUCGACCAAAAUGUUGGCGACGUCUGCCUGCUUGCCGAGAGCCCCUUCAGGAUUCUUAGGGCAGCAGAGAGUGGAAACGCGGAGGAUUUCAUGCGGCUGUACCUGAGCGAGCCGUCGCGACUGGCCGUCCGCGACGUCAGGGGACGCACCGUGGCGCACCAAGCGGCCGCCAGGAACACUACCAAUAUACUGCACAUCAUCACCAACUAUGGUGGCGAUCUAAACGCGCAGGACAACAAUGGCAACACCCCGCUGCACGUGGCCGUCGAGAACGAGGCUCUCGACGCCAUCGACUUCCUGCUGCAACAGCACGUGGACACGGGGAUCAGAAACGUGAAGUGCCAGGCGCCCAUCCAUCUGGCCACGGAGCUCAAUAAAGUGACCGUUCUCCAGACCUUCGCGAAGUACAAGAGCCAGUUCGACGUAGACCUGGGCGGCGAACACGGCCGGACCGCGCUGCACUUUGCCGCCAUACACGACCACGACCUAUGCGCCAGAGUGCUGAUCACCGACCUUGGCGCCAUCUGCAAGCGACCGUGCAACAACGGUUACUACCCCAUCCACGAGGCUGCCAAGAACGCUUCCUCACGGACCAUGGAGGUCUUCCUUCAGUGGGGAGAAUCUCUAGGAUGCACUAGGGAACAGAUGAUAUCCCUAUAUGACAACGAGGGUAACGUGCCGCUCCACUCGGCCGUGCACGGCGGCGACAUCAAGGCCGUGGAGCUGUGCCUGCGCUCCGGCGCCAAGAUCUCCACGCAGCAGCACGACCUGUCCACGCCCGUGCAUCUGGCGUGUGCCCAGGGCGCUCUAGAAAUCGUCAAGCUAAUGUUCACGAUGCAGCCCAAAGAGAAGCUAGCCUGCCUGACCUCCUGCGACGUACAGCGCAUGACCCCCCUCCACUGUGCCGCCAUGUUUGACCACCCGGACAUUGUCGACUACCUGGUGCAGGAGGGAUCAGAUAUCAACCCCUUGGAUAAGGAGAGGAGGUCACCCCUGCUGUUGGCUGCUUCGAGGGCUGGGUGGCGCACGGUACAUACACUGAUCCGCCUGGGUGCCGAUAUCCGACUGAAGGACAUCAACUCCCGCAAUGUGCUGCACCUGGUCGUCAUGAACGGUGGCCGGCUCGAAGACUUCGCUGCCAACUGCAAGGACCGCUGUGAGAAGAGCCUAGCUGAACUUCUAAACGAGAAGGACAUGACCGGCUGCUCUCCCCUCCACUACGCGAGCCGGGAGGGCCACAUCAGAUCCCUCGAGAACCUCAUCAGGCUGGGAGCCUGCAUCAACCUGAAGAACAACAAUAACGAGAGCCCUCUGCACUUUGCUGCCAGAUACGGGCGCUACCACACCGCCUGCCAACUGCUGGACUCUGACAAGGGCACGUUCAUCAUCAACGAGAGCGACGGCGAGGGGCUGACGCCGCUGCACAUCGCCUCGCGCGAGGGCCACACGCGCGUCGUCCAGCUGUUGCUCAACCGCGGCGCGCUACUGCAUAGGGACCACAAUGGCAGGAACCCACUUCACUUAGCUGCGAUGAGCGGCUACACGCAAACCAUUGAGCUACUGAGGUCCGUGCACUCUCAUUUGCUGGACCAGGUGGAUAAAGAUGGGAACACACCCCUCCACCUAGCAACCAUGGAGAACAAGCCCAACUCUAUAGCUCUGCUGUUGUCUAUGGGCUGCCGUCUCAGCUAUAACAACAUGGACAUGAGCGCUAUAGACUACGCCAUCUAUUACAAGUUCCCGGAAGCAGCUUUGGCUAUGGUCACCCACGAACAGAGGGCCCACGAGGUGAUGGCGCUCCGUUCGGACCGGCACCCGUGCGUGACGCUGGCGCUGAUCGCGUACAUGCCGCGCGUCUUCGAGGCCGUGCAGGACAAGUGCAUCACCAAGGCCAACUGCAAGAAGGACAGCAAGAGCUUCUACAUCAAGUACAACUUCGAAGCCCUUUGCCCCGUCCUAACAGACGACGAGACGAAGAAACAAGACGUGGUCCCAAAGUCCCAGACCGUACCGCUCCCGGCGCUGAACAUUAAGUAUUCUUUUGGCAACUACCAACACUCGAAGGCGGAGUUGGACGCGCUGAGAGUAGCGAUCAACGAUCCGAAGUAUAGGCCGGAACCGUUGUCCGUAGUCAACGCGAUGGUAGCCCACGGGAGGGUAGAACUGCUGGCUCACCCCCUCAGCCAGAAAUACCUCCAGAUGAAGUGGCACUCGUACGGGAAGUACUUCCACCUGGCCAACCUCCUCUUCUACAGCAUAUUCCUCAUGUUUGUCACCGUGUACUCGUACUUGCUGAUGAUGAAUACGGACUCCAGCUUCGACGGGGAGAAGUGCGAGACGAAGAACUCGAGUAAGGGGAAUGACACGGGGAAGAAUGGGACGGAGGUGUACUGUCGGAAUAGAGGGGAUUUUCAUGCAAAUUUCGAGGUUCUAGUAACAAUGUACACGAGCACUGUCGCCAUUUUGAUCCACAACGCCCUCUGUCUGGUGCUGGGAGCAUACAAGAUGAAGGAACAGAAGUGGCACUACAUGGUGGACCCGUCCAACCUGGUGUCCUGGGUCCUGUACAUAUGCUCCACCAUCAUGGUUCUGCCUACCGUCGUUGGCAUCUACACGGAGAUACAGUUCUCUGCCGCGUCCAUCACCGUGUUCCUGUCCUGGUUCGAGCUGCUGCUGCUCCUCCAACGUUUCGACACCGUCGGCAUCUACGUGGUCAUGUUCCUGGAGAUCCUGCAGACUCUCCUCAAAGUGCUGAUGGUCUUCUCCAUACUCAUCAUCGCGUUUGGACUCGCAUUCUUUAUACUGCUGUCAAAAGGUCACCACUUGUCUUUCAACAGCAUACCCAUGUCUCUAAUGCGGACCUUCGCAAUGAUGCUAGGGGAGAUAGACUUCGUCGGGACGUACGUGCAACCCUACUACGAGUCUGAAACAGACAGGAUCCUGCCUUUCCCGAUGCCGACGUUUGUGAUCCUGGGGACCUUCAUGGUGCUGAUGCCGAUUCUGCUGAUGAACUUGCUCAUCGGUUUGGCGGUUGGCGACAUUGAGAGCGUCAGGAGGAAUGCGCAGUUGAAGAGAUUGGCUAUGCAGGUGGUGCUACACACAGAGCUAGAGCGGAAACUGCCCAGCAUUCUGCUGGAGAAGGUGGACAAGAACGAGCUGAUCGAGUAUCCCAACAACAAGAACUGCAAGCUCGGCUUCCUCGACCUGCUGCUGAGGAAGUGGUUCUGUAACCCCUUCACUGACGACGCCAGCUUAGACCUCGUGCUAGAGAGCAGUGAAGACUACAUCAGCGCAGAACUAGAUAAACAGAAGAGGAGGUUACGAGAGAUGUCACAACUUCUAGAACAACAACACACGCUAAUACGACUUGUAGUACAGAAAAUGGAGAUAAAAACAGAAGCCGACGACGUAGACGAGGGCGUGUCGCCGAGCGACACCCGCGUGGUCCCGCGGUGGAGCUCCCCGCGCAUCCGCAAGAAGCUGCGCACAGCGUCAUCUUUCAACAAGAGCUAA
Leguminivora glycinivorella is the source of this 3558-nucleotide messenger RNA. It is a transcript of the gene TrpA1, whose product is annotated as transient receptor potential cation channel subfamily A member 1. The transcript is spliced from 23 exons. Gene Ontology annotation, cellular component: membrane. Gene Ontology annotation, biological process: monoatomic ion transport; transmembrane transport. The record is from RefSeq and is a predicted model, not a curated record. The coding region runs from base 34 to 3558 and encodes 1174 amino acids. Gene Ontology annotation, molecular function: protein binding; monoatomic ion channel activity. Lineage: Eukaryota; Metazoa; Arthropoda; Insecta; Lepidoptera; Tortricidae.